AUGUCUAAUAACUCAUGUAUUCCAUGCUCAUUUUCUCAAUUUCAGGAUGCCAUUAAUAUUAUUUGGUCUUUGAAUGAAAAUAACUUUGAUUUAGUGAUCAAAAAAACAAUAGAACACCUCGACAAUAAAGUUGUUAAUUCAAUUGACGUUUUUAAUGCAUUAAUCAGCUUGUACCAUGUAAAGAUCCAUCUUUUACAGUCUAUAUUCAAUGUUAUAUCUCACAUUUCCAAAAUCUUUGAAAUGAAAAAUUUAAAUCUCAAUAUUGAAGACUCCCCAUUAAAAAGCAUGCUUAUCCAAGCCAAUAUAUUAGAAAGCACAAAUAAUGAUGAAUACCACACUCUUAGAGACUUCAAAAUGAGCAUUCCAUCGCUUAAUCCAAUCAAUUUUUCAUUAAUCAACGAUGAUUUCUUACAAUUCAUAAAAUACACAGAUGACGUUUCAAACUACGAUUCUCAGUUAGUGAAUGUGCAAUAUGAAAAGAACCCUUACUUAUCUCUGCUUGAUGCAGCUGCGUUUUAUGGUUCCUUUAAAAUUUUUACAUAUCUUUUCAAACCAUUUAGAAUUACAAAACAAACAUUUUGUUUGGCAUGCUUUGGAGGUAACAUAAACAUUGUGCGCCUUCUAUUAGAACACAAAAACAAAUUUUCUAUUGAUUCAAAUUGUAUCGAAAAUGCAAUAAUUAAUCAUCAUGAUAAUGUUGCAGAUUAUUUACUUUCAAAAUUUAACCUUACUUAUUCAUGGUCUUCUACAUUAUCGACAAAUAAUUUAUAUUUCUUCUUCAAGAAAUUGAGAGAAUCAAAUAAUAUAAAUGAAUUUGAUGACAAUGAUGAAAAUGCUAUUCUUUGCUGCGCAAGAUACGAUAAUAAAAAUUUAAUGAAAUAUUUAAUUUCUAUUGGUGCAAACAUUGAAUCAGUGGAUAAGUCAAAGAGAACACCACUUAUAGUAGCCGCAGACGUGGGUAAUUAUAAGAUAAUCAAAUGCCUACUAAAGAAUGGAGCAAAUAUCAAUAAAAAGACGGCAUCUGGAUCAACAGCACUUCUGAGAAGCUGCUAUUCAGGAAAUGUAAACUGUUGCAAAAUAUUACUUGAGAAAGGUGCCAACACAGAAAUUAAAAAUGAUUAUGGAAUGACACCUUUGCUUAUUGCAUGUUCUCAUAAUUAUGAAGAUAUAAUAGAGAUGCUUCUCAACUAUAAUGCAUGUUUUGUUACUGUGGAUAACGGUGGAAGGAAUUGUUUGGAAAUUUGCAUUAAAAAUAAUAAUUUAAAGUGCUUGCAAGCGUUACUUAACCACAAAGCAAAUCCAAAUAUUGCCAAUUCAAAUGGUUUAACGCCUUUACAACUUGCUGCAAAACUUGGAAAUUCCAACAUUGUAAAAGCUCUUCUAAAGUCAAAGGCAAAUCCAUAUACAAAGGAUCCAAAUGGGAAAACCGCCAGAGAAAUUGCAGAUGAACUCGGUUUUGAUCACAUUGUUCAUGUUUUAGAUCAUGAAACCAAAAAUAUUUGCCUAGUUCAAAAAUUAAGGAUAUCUUCAUCAUUCAGAAACUUAUACGACUUUAAUAACUAUUUUUUAUCAGAAAUUGUUUAA
This is a messenger RNA of Trichomonas vaginalis G3, 1584 nucleotides long. RefSeq names its product protein ubiquitination. NCBI's taxonomy places the organism in Eukaryota, Parabasalia, Trichomonadida, Trichomonadidae. The record is from RefSeq and is a predicted model, not a curated record. Bases 1 to 1584 code for a protein of 527 amino acids. The transcript has a single exon. Gene Ontology annotation, molecular function: protein binding.